CUUCACGAUCGAUGCCUCUGUCUCUCACCCUUCUCUUCGAUGGCGGCGAACGCCGGAGAAGAAAAAGCUUCCACUCAAGUCACCCCUCUCCACCACCUCGUGCGGACAAAUCCAGUGGGAGAAAGCAAGGAUUUCGUUCUUCCUUAACCACCAGCCCAGAGAAUUCGAAUCCCCACGUGUGGACAAUUACAGUCGCCUCACCCCUCUCCAACGGAGAAAAUUCUCGAUCCCCAACCCAGAAAACCCAAUUCCGACGAGCACAGUUCAGUUUGCCGGGAGAUGAAAUGGAAGAGAAACUGCCAUCAACCGCGACCUCCACUUUCGGCAACAACACUAGAUCCGCCGUCGAUGAUAAUCUGACUCCGGCAGAACCACUAGGAUUUGUUCCUCACCCCUCGCUUCAAGCCGACAACCUGCGCUUUGUGGGUUUCAUCGAUGGGCAGGGAAGGGGCAUUUUCAUCGUCCCCAGGCCACAGAUCCACUAGCAUCAGAUCCAGCGGUGGCCGCACCGUUGCCUAUGACCUCGCCUCGUCCAUUUCUAAACCCUAAUCGGAAAAAUGAAACACGCGGAAAGGA
Messenger RNA from Linum trigynum, 576 nucleotides. The record is from the annotation of a GenBank genome assembly. Lineage: Eukaryota; Viridiplantae; Streptophyta; Magnoliopsida; Malpighiales; Linaceae.